Spirodela intermedia is the source of this 4526-nucleotide messenger RNA. NCBI's taxonomy places the organism in Eukaryota, Viridiplantae, Streptophyta, Magnoliopsida, Alismatales, Araceae. The record is from the annotation of a GenBank genome assembly.
AUGGGGAUGGGAACGAGCACGUUCGUGAUAAGAUGGAUCAACUUUCUCACCAUGGUUUGCGUCUAAACACUGCUUUUGAUUUCAUUCCGGAUGUUUUAUUCGAUAUACAUUUAUACACUACCCCGCUGCCACCACCUUCCGUAUGCAAUUCGUCAGUGUUCUAUUUUUUAAAGCUACGCUUCCCGUAGAUGGUUUCUUUUUUCUGUAACUCCACAAUCCCCUCGUAUCUUUGGGAUUAUAUGCGUUCUUUCUGUCCAUUGACAUCCUGCAUCGCCAUGAACGAGGCCUUCAGUGCCCAGUUAAUUUAUGGAUUGGGAAUCUUAGAUCAUACCGGUCAAGAGUAUGGGAAUUUUUUUUCAUCUGCUUCAUGGAAAAUUCCGCUUCUGGAAAGAACUUGAGCCGUUUCUAUCUCAAUCUUAUUUCCGUUUACGUUUCUCCAUCCUUCAGCUAUUAGCAGGAGCUGUUAUCGGCUUUGGUGUGUGGAUGAGCACCCACCACGAUGAUUGUAGGAAGUCCCUCGCCCUUCCUGUUCUGGCACUUGGUGCUCUAAUCCUUCUCGUGUAAGUUUGUAUUCUUUCCGCUUUUCCUUUCUUCGUUUCUGUAUUUCUUUUUAUCGUUAUUUUCCUCUCUUUACUGGUGCCAUUGUUUCUAUGUUCAGGUCCUUCAUUGGGUUUCUAGGCGCACUCAAGGAUAUCACCAUAUUGCUGUGGAUUGUAUCCCUCUUGUGUUGGCUUCUUGAUUCUUGCAUUGUUUUUUUUUACCACCUGGCAGUAAAAGAAUUUGAUUUAGCCUUGACAGUGCAACCUCAUUAUCUGGGAAUGCUGUGCAUCAUCUUGUUAGCGAUUCUGGUCUUCACAGUACUGGCGUAAGUGUAAUUUGUGUUUAUUUCUUAGUUGGACCUUGCUAAAAAUAGAAUGACUUUUAUCUUGAACUUUCUUCUCUCAACCAGCAUCCAUGGGCAUGGACUAUCCUUUCUAUGCUCAUUUGAUGCUGGCAUCAGAUGAUGCUUCAAGAAAAGAGACCUCUGAGAUAAAUGGUAAGAAGAAGAUCACGUCUUUAACCAUUAGUCCCAGGGGAGGACAGAGAGGGUGGAACUAUGGAGGAGGAACAAUAAGGAGCACGAAUAACAAGAGGAGACUAGGAGAUCUACUUGUGUGGGAAGCACUAGACAUAGAGGAGCUCUCAGGUGGAGAACAAAGCGUGAGAAAGAUGGUGUGACUUCCAUAGGGUUUAUUAUGUUUCUCAAUCAUUGCUAUUAUGUUUCUCCUUUUGCAUAAAAUAAUGGAACAUCAGCAAGAGCCCAAACUGGUCACCGGUUUUGUAAAUUUGCACUCCAAAAGACUUUUCAAAGACCUUUUUAUACACCUCAAUGUAAAAGGAAAAUAGAAGGGUAGCACACACAUCUUUCUGUAGAUAUAAUGAAAGUUGGAUAGAAUAAGAUGUUUUGUCAGCAAUGUAAAAUUUAGCUGUUACUUAUUUCCUUGAUCUAUAUCUUGAACUUGAGUACUGGAACGUGCUAUUCUAUCUUCGGACAGGUUAUCUUCCAUCAUUUAGUUACCUUCCUAUUUUGGCCCAUAAAUUCGUUCUAGCUUAUUCUAUCCAGCUUUCAUUAUAUCUACAGAAAGAUGUGUGUGCUAUCCUUCUAUUUUCCUUUUACAUAGAGGUGUAUAAAGAGGUCUUUGAAAAGUCAUCGGAGUGCAAGUUUACAGAGCUGGUAGCCAGUUUGGGCUCUUGUUGAUGUUCCAUUAUUUUAUGCAAAAGGAGAAACAUAUAGCAAUCAUUGAGAUGCAUCAUCCUGUUCAAUUUAAUUGAAACUAAUGCCUCACAAUCUCUAUGUAGCCUACCCUCCCCUACAUUGUUGAAAAAUUACUAUAGACGAUAUGGUUUACUUAUUGCUGAGAUUGUUCCUUCACAAUGUUGUGUUUAGUUGAUAGAUAUGGUUUACGUUUUGAUAGAUCCCAAAACUUGCCAUCCUUCAGUUGAAUUAAUUUGCACUCGUCAUAAUGGGCUGAAUCAUGCAAAGAGGUUUGAGAUUUUCAAUAUGACUAGUUUUAACUCAUUUUUCUAGCCUCAUGCUUCCAUUUCGUUUUGUAGAUUUGUCAUAACAAAUGGCGCAUCAGGUCACGCUGUAGCUGGACUGAGGUGAUUCUCUUUAACAAAGUCCCAUUAUCACACAUGAAUAGUUUCUGUUCAUAUUGUGAAGGCUGCCAAGGUACAGAUUGGUCAAAUUGUGAAUCUUUCUCUCGUCACCCAUAAAGUGGAUAGGACGAGAGCUCUUCUGUUUCGUAGGGGUUCGAACAACGUCAAAUCAGGAAUAGAAUUUUAUUUGAAAUUUAUUCAUGUACUAUUUGAUAAAACGAAAUAACAACAUAGACACCCUGAUCAUCAAAGUCUUCUUUUCCAUUGGUUUUUAAUCUUUCAAUUAAAACGAGCCCUGGAGCUUCAAGUUCAGUUCAUAUACUAACUCGGUGUGCCAAAUGCCAAAUGCCCUGGUUUUGACACAGGUGGAGACCCAGCCUAUCCUCCGUGUUACUUUGACAUAAUUCUAAAUUCAAUUAAUGCAUCAAUAUGGUGAAAUACUGAUUAAUCAUUAUAGAAUUAUGGUUCAAGAGUGUCUGGGGUUCACGCUCCAUGAGAGCUUAUUUGUACUGAAACUCGGCUCGAAUUCUAGAUUUAUUAGGUACAUAAAUGACAAUACCUGCAUCUUAGGUUAAGGUUUUGUUAGUGGAAAAUUCAAACGGAUGUACAGGCAAUGUUUUUAUGCCAGGUAUCAUUGGCCUCUCUUGUACUCGUAAAUAGAUGGUGCGCUUUGCCCAUCCUGCUUGUCACUUCUCUUCCGAGUGCUUUCUUCCAAAGGCAUCCAGUCGUUCAUCAAUAAAAAUACAGGGCUGUACGAAGGAGUUACGAACCGAAGUAGGGAAAACAACAAUGAGAAACGUCAGUAAAACAAUAGCAUUCCUUUGAUGUGAAAGUUUUGCAUACUUAUAUUCAACCAGCUUUAUUGACCCAUAUUCAGGUAAUGUAAAUAGCAUUAUUACUGUGUGAGAAUAUUUCCAUUGUUAUCAUGAAUUCAGAAUCGGUGUUUUGAGUGUCUUUAAUAUGCACUUCAAGAUGUUUUUUUACAGUUAUCCCGGCAAGAACAUGUCCCUUAACUUUGAAAAGUAUGGAGUUGGUUACUAUCCAAGAAAAGAACCACAUUUAUAGUGCCUUCUAGUUCAUGUUUGUGCUUAUAACUGUUUAUGAGAAAUGUUUUCCUCUGGAGUGACUAUCGAUGACAACUAUCUCGAGUUUAGUGAAAGAAAACUGGAGAUGCACUCAUGGCUGCAAACUCUGAAAAUUUGUGAUUAGGUACAAGGAGUACCAUCUUGAAGAUUACAGUUCCUGGUUCCAAAAACAAGUGAGACAUCUAACUGCCACUUGGAUUCUGCCUUUUGCUCCCAUCUCAUUGAGCUACACGGUUGGAUCUUAACUUAGCUGAAUGAUGCCGAAAAUUGGAGACGGUUAAAAAGUUGUCUAGUGAAGUCUGAUGACUGCGAUAGACUUCACAAGAAAUACAAGGUCUGAUUCUUGGUCUGAUUUCGCCCAGCUUUUGCUUGCUACCAGAUUUGUAUUACUUAUGUAUGCCUUUGACAGACUCUGAAGGAGUAUAAAGUGGCUGAACUGACCCCAAUUGAAGCUGGCUGCUGCCGACCACCAUCUGUGUAGGCACCUGUUCCUCUCUUCCAUGCCGUUUAUCUGGGGCUCUGGAUAAUGCCGUUUUUCCCAAAAUUGGAUUUACAAUUAUAUUAUUUCGAUUUGUCCUAACGCUGAUCUUUGAUUCUCCAACAUUAUCAGAUGCGGUUACCCAGCCAUAAAUGCAUCCUUCUAUGAUCUGAGCUUUCAUCCAGCAACCUCCAAGGAAGACUGCAAGCUUUAUAAAAACUCACGUACUGUGAGAUGCUACAGUUGUGAUUCUUGCAAGAAAGUGCUUCUGCCUAGAAAUCUCUGAUUUUUCAGCUUUUUCUCUUAAAGAUGCUGACCACUAUUUCUUGCAGGGCUGGUGUCGCACAGCUUAUGAAAACAGAGUGGAGAGUGGUGGCCAUCUUCAACCUAGUUCUUUUUGUUAUUCUGGUGAGUUUCUAGCCUUCCUUUACAUGGUAAGACAAAAAAAUUGUUACCCACUCGCUAAUCUUAUCAGUUCAAACAAAUUACAGAAAUUAUGAAAAAAAUCUGCUAAUUUCCAAUCGUACAUUUUUCUGGCUAAGCUGCCCACCAUUGGGCCUCAAUGGGUGUAGGAUUAAUUUUCCUUUUCUUCAUAUUUUCACCCUGAACAAUUUAUGAUCUAUGUAUAUAUUUGCAUCUUACCAAUAUUAGCAUAUAAUGCGAUAUUGUUCUUUUGAAUGAGAACUAUGUAGUAGCUGAUUAGUUAAUUCACUGGCGGGCUGCCUUGGUUGUUCAUUGGCUUGUUUUGGUGACAGCUGACUGUGUACUUGGUCGGAUGCUGUGCGAGGAGAAGUGCUGCCAGAAGGCGGUCAGGAAAAGUCUGA